Molecule: messenger RNA, 3954 nt
Organism: Alternaria arborescens
Lineage: Eukaryota; Fungi; Ascomycota; Dothideomycetes; Pleosporales; Pleosporaceae
Product: DNA repair protein
Exons: 1
Coding region: 1-3954 (1317 amino acids)
Biological process (GO): nucleotide-excision repair
Cellular component (GO): nucleus
Molecular function (GO): single-stranded DNA binding; DNA endonuclease activity
Source: RefSeq, a predicted model, not a curated record
AUGGGUGUCACCGGUCUCUGGACUGUCUUGCAGCCCUGCGCGCGGCCGAUUAAGAUCGAGACGUUGAACAAGAAGCGGCUCGCCGUGGAUGCCUCCAUCUGGAUUUACCAGUUCCUCAAAGCAGUGCGAGACAAGGAAGGGAACGCGCUACGCAACAGCCAUAUUGUUGGUUUCUUUCGCAGAGUAUGCAAGCUCCUCUUCAUCGGCAUCAAGCCCGUCUUCGUCUUCGAUGGUGGCGCACCGGCGCUCAAGCGACAAACUAUCAGCAACCGCAAGUCGCGCCGUGAGGGAAGACGGGAAGAUGCAGUGAGGACAGCGGGGAAGCUGUUGGCUAUACAGAUGCAGAGGGCUGCUGAGGAGGAAGACAGGAAGCGGAAAGAAGCUGCAAAGCACCCUAGGGAAGAGCCGCAGCAGCAGCAGGAGGAGGAAAUACCCGAUAACUUGGUCUAUGCAGAGGAGCUCUUGCAGAAUGAUCAGGAGCGUGCGCAGAAUCGCACCUUCAAGAGGAAGGAUCAGUAUCAUUUACCAGAUCUGGGCAAAUCCAUGUCUGAAAUGGGCGCUGCAAACGAUCCCAGGGUAAUGUCCCUCGAGGAGUUAGAGGAAUACGCACGCCAAUUCGAUAGGGGCGAGGACAUCAAUGUCUACGAUUUCUCCAAGAUUGACUUCGACGGCCAUUUCUUCCAAAGCCUACCUCCAGCCGAUCGAUACAACAUCUUGAACGCAGCCAGGUUGCGAAGCAGACUCAGAAUGGGGCACUCGAAGGAACAGCUCGACGCCAUGUUUCCCGACAGAAUGGCGUUUUCCAAAUUCCAGAUCGAUCGUGUACGCGAACGUAACGAACUUACACAACGAUUGAUGAAUCUCAACGGUAUGAACGACGAUGCUUUUGGAGCAGGCGGAUUCAACCGCGUCGCAGGUGAGAGGGACAGGGAAUAUGUACUUGUCAAAAAUGAUGGAGUAGAAGGCGGUUGGGCGCUCGGAGUUGUGUUGAACAAGGAAGAGGGCAAAGCACACAAGCCGAUCAAUGUGGAUCUACCGGAGCGUCCUGCUGAAGAGGAUCAAGAAUGGGAGGAUGACGAAGAUUUCGAGGACGUUCCGAUCGAAGGCCUCAACCGAUUGCCCAAGCCCAAAGGAGGCCUCAGUGCGCAAGAGAAGGAAGGUCGCGAGUUUAUUGCGAAUGAGCUGGCGACGCGACGUAGGAAGCUCUACAAGGCAAGGAAAGAGAAACCAGCACAGUCCAAGCCGCAGAGAGCUGCUCCAGUGAACCAGGAUCCUGACUCACUAUUUCUUGCUGACGAUAAUGAAGAAGAAGAUUGGGAGAACGUGCCUAUGGAUGGCGUGAAUGAUAUGGGUGACGCAGGGGAUGAUAUCGAGAACGAACAGUUGCAGCAAGCCAUUGCGUUGUCGAUGCAGCCAGAGAAGCAAGACGUUGCUGACGAGUCGGAAGACGAUCCAGUGCGUGAAGUUUUCGAACAGAGGCGUGCUGCUGAGGCCAACCCCUUCACUGGGACGAAGGGUUCUGGAAUGGCUAUCGCAAGGCUGGCGAAUCAACGUAGUAACAAGCUUGCGCCGAAAGGCCCUUUUGAAGGGAGCGAUAGCGAGGACGAUAUGGACCUCCAGGCUGCAUUGGCCGAGUCUCGAAAGUCGAAGCGACCUGUCAAACCAAGACAACCAUCGCCUAAACAGCAAGAUUCAACCCCAGCACCAGCCGUGAAACCUGCGACCAAGCCAAAGAAUGCUGCCGGAUUUGACGGCCCGUUGCCUUUCGAGAGGCUCAACUUGGGGAACUCCCUCCUGGGCAAGAAGAAGAUGGAUAAAUUAGAAGCGGAUAACGCAGGAGGCUUUGAAAAGGACUACGGGCAAGAAAAGAAGACUGCCGCGCCACUCCCGCCAUGGUUCAGCGGCCAACGAGACAUUGCAAAAGAAGUGAACGCCCAGCGGGAGGAAGAGAAGCAACAGUGGGAAGAGGCACGUCAAGAAGAAAAGUCCAGGUUUCAGUUUCAGCAGCUCCCAAGUCUUCGGAAGCCGGAAACCAAGGAAAUUAUCGACCUCGACGCGCCCGCUAGCCAGAGCCAGAAGCAAGUAGUUGCAAUCGACUCGGAUGAAGAAGCCGAUGCGCAAAUGGAAGAUGUGCCAAUUGAGGACCCUGAGUUGAGGAUAGGCGAUCUUGCCGACAAAAUCAAAGCAGAACCUCCCAAACCGCUCUCUCCGCAGCAGAAGUCACCUCCUCGCCAGGAUCCUGCCUUGACAAAGAAAACUCCAUUCGCUGACGAUUCCGACGAUGAGCCAGUAGAUUGGUCCGAAAGUGAACCUGAAGAAGAGAAGCGUGCACAACAGAAAGCGACUAAUGGCGAGAAAUCAGAGUCACUUGCGAAGCAACCUUCAAGGUCUCCUUCCCAAGCAUCAGAGGAAUUCGAGGACGUACCGAUGCAGACAGAGACAAAUGUUUUGCCUGAGCCUACGAAGUCGCCAUCGCCAGAGUUCGAGGAUGUGCCUAUGCAAAGCGAAUCCGUCGCAGAAGCUGUACCACCAAAGUCCCCAUCUCCCGUAUUCGAAGAUGUCCCGAUCCGUCAGCAAAGGCCACAUCGACCUCAGAGGGAACUCUCUCCCUUGCAAGGCCCAGACGAUUUGACAAAGCCUAUUGUGCCCCACAGUGACGUAGCGGACGACAAUGCGCAUUUUGAAAUGCCAGAAGGCAACGAGUCAGAUCAAUACUCAGACCCUGAGGACGAAGAGCUUUUCGCGUCCCUUGCAAAAGAGGCAGAAGAACACGCACGCUUCGCUCAGGAAGUGAGUAACAACACUGCCGCGCGUGUAAACUUUGACGAUGAGCUCAAACAACUUCGCGCACAGCAGAAGAAAGACCGUCGAGAUGCCGAUGAAGUUACUCAGACUAUGAUCGCAGAGUGUCAGCAUUUACUGACCCUAUUCGGACUACCAUACAUCACAGCUCCGAUGGAAGCAGAAGCUCAAUGCGCCGAACUUGUGAAUCUUGGUCUUGUUGACGGCAUUGUAACCGACGACUCCGAUACCUUCCUCUUCGGCGGUACCCGUGUUUACAAGAACAUGUUCAAUGCAGCCAAAUUUGUCGAAUGCUACCUUGCCCAAGAUCUCACCAACGAAUUCAGCCUCACACGCGAGAAAAUGAUCGCCAUCGCACAAUUGCUCGGCAGUGAUUACACAACAGGUAUCCCUGGCAUUGGGCCUGUCACCGCAUUAGAGAUUCUUUCCGAGUUCCAAGACCUAGAGUCAUUCAGAACCUGGUGGGAUGGCGUUCAGAACGGAACUAUCAAGAAAGAAGAUGAUGCUAAAAAGCCUUUCCGAAAAAGGUUCCGCAAGAACCAGGCCACGAAACUGUUCUUGCCGCCGACCUUUCCCGAUCCUCGUGUUGCGGAAGCUUAUCUUCAUCCUGAGGUCGAUAGCGAUCCUGAGCCUUUCCAAUGGGGUGUUCCUGAUCUGGCUGCUUUGCGCACAUUCUUGAGUUCCCAGAUUGGAUGGAGUUCUGAGAGAACGGAUGAGGUGCUCGUUCCUGUCAUUAGGGAUAUGAAUCGGAGGGAGAAGGAAGGUACGCAGGCAAAUAUCACAAGGUUCUUUGAGGGCAACGUUGGAGCGGGAGCCUUUGCGCCGAGAGUGAGAAAUACGGAGAGCGGACCAAGUGGGAAGAAGAAGGGCAUGUCAGCUGCGGGAAAGAGAAUGGAGGCCGCGUUGACUCGAUUAGCGGGGAGGGGUGAUGCGGCAGCGACUGAGGAUGGAGAGACUGAAAAUACGAAUGCGACAGCUAGUGGAUCGACGGGGAGGACGAAGAGAAAAGCUGCGAGUAAGCCCGUGUCCUUGGCCGAGCAGGAAGAGGGGGGUGCGGCCGCGGAUAUUGAAGAAGAAGAGGAGGACGAGCUCUACAAGGAACCUACAAAGAAAAAGCCCAGGAAGACACGGAAAGGGAAAACAGCCAGUUAA